UCCGGCCAGCCCGGCGCUGAAUGGGCUGGCUGCGCCCGGCUCCGUCCCGCCCGCGGCCGGCCCCCGCGUCUGCUCCCUCCCCGCCCGGGCUCCUGUCGGCCGCCGCCAGCCCCCGCCCCGAGUGUGAAUGAAAGGCGGGCGCCGCCGAGGGCUGGCUGGGAACGCCGCUGCGACGCCGGCCUCCCGGGAGGCGCGCGCCCAGCCGAGAUGUACGGUGUGUGUGGCUGCUGCAGUGCCCUACGCCCCAGGUACAAAAGGCUGGUUGACAACAUCUUCCCUGAGGAUCCCGAGGAUGGACUGGUGAAGACCAACAUGGAGAAGCUGACCUUCUAUGCUCUCUCAGCUCCAGAAAAGCUUGAUCGUAUUGGCGCCUACCUCUCUGAGAGGCUCAUCCGUGAUGUGGGUCGCCAUCGAUAUGGGUACGUGUGCAUUGCCAUGGAGGCUUUGGACCAGCUGCUCAUGGCCUGCCACUGCCAGAGCAUCAACCUCUUCGUGGAGAGCUUCCUCAAGAUGGUGGCCAAGCUGCUGGAGUCGGAGAAGCCCAACCUGCAGAUCCUCGGCACCAACUCGUUUGUGAAGUUUGCCAACAUCGAGGAGGACACCCCAUCCUAUCACCGGAGCUAUGACUUCUUUGUGUCCCGAUUCAGCGAAAUGUGCCACUCAAGCCACGAUGACUUAGAAAUCAAGACUAAAAUUCGAAUGUCAGGCAUCAAAGGCCUACAAGGGGUGGUGAGGAAGACGGUGAAUGAUGAACUGCAGGCCAAUAUCUGGGACCCACAGCACAUGGACAAGAUCGUCCCAUCGCUGCUUUUCAAUCUGCAGCAUGUAGAGGAGGCAGAGAGCCGGUCUCCCUCACCCCUCCAAGCACCUGAGAAGGAGAAAGAGAGCCCUGCGGAGCUGGCUGAGAGGUGCCUUCGGGAGCUGCUGGGCCGGGCUGCCUUUGGCAACAUCAAAAACGCCAUCAAGCCUGUUCUCAUACAUUUGGAUAACCAUUCUCUUUGGGAACCCAAGGUGUUCGCCAUCCGUUGCUUUAAAAUCAUCAUGUACUCAAUUCAGCCGCAGCACUCCCACCUGGUCAUCCAGCAGCUCCUGGGCCACCUGGACGCCAACAGCCGCAGCGCUGCGACGGUGCGCGCAGGCAUCGUGGAGGUCCUGUCGGAAGCCGCGGUCAUCGCCGCCACGGGCUCUGUGGGGCCCACCGUGCUGGAGAUGUUCAACACGCUGCUGAGGCAGCUGCGGCUCAGCAUCGACUACGCGCUGACCGGGAGCUACGACGGGGCGGUCAGCCUCGGCACCAAGAUCAUCAAGGAGCACGAGGAGCGCAUGUUCCAGGAGGCCGUCAUCAAGACCGUCGGCUCUUUUGCCAGCACGCUGCCCACCUACCAGCGCUCCGAGGUGAUCCUCUUCAUCAUGAGCAAGGUGCCGCGGCCGUCCCUGCACCAGGCAGUGGACACGGGCAGGACGGGGGAGAAUAGGAACCGUCUGACCCAGAUUAUGCUGCUAAAAUCCCUCCUGCAGGUAUCCACAGGUUUCCAGUGCAACAACAUGAUGUCAGCCCUGCCCAGCAACUUCCUGGACCGUCUUCUCUCCACUGCCCUCAUGGAGGAUGCAGAAAUUCGACUCUUUGUUCUAGAGAUUCUCAUCAGUUUCAUUGAUCGUCAUGGCAACCGCCACAAGUUCUCUACCAUCAGUACGCUCAGUGACAUCUCUGUCCUGAAGCUGAAAGUGGACAAGUGCUCUCGACAGGACACCGUGUUCAUGAAGAAGCACUCCCAGCAGCUCUACAGACACAUCUACCUGAGCUGCAAGGAGGAAACAAAUGUGCAGAAGCACUAUGAGGCGCUCUAUGGCUUGUUGGCUCUCAUCAGCAUCGAGCUGGCUAACGAGGAGGUGGUGGUGGACCUCAUCCGUCUGGUGUUGGCUGUUCAGGACGUGGCCCAAGUCAAUGAGGAGAACUUGCCUGUCUACAACCGCUGUGCCCUCUACGCUCUGGGCGCAGCUUACCUGAACCUCAUCAGUCAGCUCACAACAGUGCCUGCCUUCUGCCAGCACAUCCAUGAGGUGAUAGAGACCAGGAAGAAAGAGGCUCCAUACAUGCUCCCAGAGGAUGUGUUUGUGGAGCGGCCCAGGCUGUCUCAGAAUCUCGAUGGGGUGGCGACUGAGCUUCUGUUUCGCCAGAGCAAGAUUAGUGAAGUCCUGGGAGGCAGCGGCUACAAUUCAGACCGGCUCUGCCUGCCCUACAUCCCUCAACUGACAGAUGAGGAUCGCUUAUCCAAGAGGAGGAGCAUUGGAGAGACCAUCUCCCUGCAGGUGGAGGUAGAAUCGAGGAACAGCCCAGAGAAGGAGGAGCGAGUGCCUGCCGAGGAGAUCACCUAUGAGACACUGAAGAAAGCCAUUGUGGACAGCGUAGCAGUGGAGGAGCAGGAGCGUGAGCGGCGGCGGCAGGUGGUGGAGAAGUUCCAGAAGGCACCCUUCGAGGAGAUUGCCGCACACUGCGGGGCCCGGGCAUCGCUGCUCCAGAGCAAACUCAAUCAGAUCUUUGAAAUCACCAUCCGGCCCCCACCAAGCCCGUCGGGAACCAUCACUGCAGCCUAUGGUCAGCCGCAGAACCACUCCAUCCCCGUCUACGAAAUGAAGUUUCCCGACCUGUGUGUAUACUGAAUUCUAAGAGCCGGAGCUCCUCAAGGGGAUGGGGUCUCAGGAGGGGCUCGCUUCACGCCCACCUGACCACAUGGAGAUCUGGCUGGGAUCUCUGAGCAAAUGUCACCUUGGAUGGCAGCGCCUCCCAGGCUAAGCCAAGGUGGAGACUCUCUGGUCCUUCUUGGCCCUCCUACCUCCUCCUCGUCUUCCCUGAGGGAGAUCUCACCAAUCAGCGUCUCACCUGCGCCCUCUUCAUCUUCUCUUAUGUCAGCAGGGGCAGAGAAUCGUGGGGUGUCUCUCGAGAGAAGCCGGGGGGAAGGGGCUUAGAAGCUCCUGCUUGGUGUUUUGAGUGAAGGGCUUCCGCAGGGGGUGCAUGUCCUCCCCAGAGGAGGGAGCUGGAUGGAGACUCGGUUGGUGAGAGGAAGCUGAGGACUCUACUCCCCUGGGGAAGGAAGCUGAGAGGGGGAUGGCUCUCUCCUCCCCAGCACUGCCCCUGCCCCCCGCCCAUGUCCCUGCUGUGUCUCUCACGCUCUUGCUCAUCUCCCAUUUGUCUGUGUUUCUACCAUGAAUGAAUGCUGAGCCCUUGUAAUGGAGCUGGGGUGGAGACACCACGAGGGGUGUGGGGGCAACAGGAUGCAAGGCUGGCAGGACGUUUUCCAGAGUUGGGUUCUCUCUCUGUGAUAUCUUUCUUCUGAGGGUUCCAAAGUGUUCCUGGGGCCUCUGGGUUGAGGAAAGGCCGAACAAGAUAAUCUCGGAGGGGAACUGCAGGGUCCUCAAGAUUUGCCCAUAUCACCUCCUAUGGAAAAGGCUCCCAGCCGGACCUGGGUUGUGGGAGGGUGGGGAGCGUGCGAUGAGUAGCGUUUUGGGGCUCAAGGAUAUCAGAAGCCAACUUUUUAGAUGUUCCGUUUGAAGAAAGAAGGAUCUAACACCUAAUAUUAGGAUGAUUUCUUCACUCUCUGGACAAAAUCUGGGACAUUGGCACCACCUGGCAACGCUUGUGGCUUGGGAGAGGCCACGGAGACCCCUUUGGGUUCUGGGUUCCUGUUUUCCUGGUGUGCCGUCUGUGUCUCUGUGUAAUGAGGGUGUGCAGAGAGGAGCUAACACGGAGCCGGGCGGAGCUGCCCAGGAGACAGUUUGCUACCUUCUUUGCCAGUUCCCCUUUCUGGCCCCUUCUCUAGGAGCCUUUGUGUCUCCCGGGGUGCCACUGACAGAACCUCACCUGGGGCUCCGCCCGUGGCAGUGCCGUGUGGUCCAAAAUCGUCCUUUCCUUCUCCGCUAGUCACAUUUCCUGUAACUCCUCUGAGCCGACAUAACCUACAGUAAGAUGUGAGUGUCAGAUGUUCUCUCCCUGGAGUCUGCUUUCUAAAGGAGGCAGGGUGAGUAGAUUUCUUGAUCCAAAGGAAUCCAUUUUUAUUUUUUUUUCUAGAGAUGAGGGUCUCACUAUGUUGCCCAGGCUGGCCUCGAACUCCUGAGUUUAAGUGAUUCUCUCGCCUCAGCCUCCUGAGUAGCUGGGAAUCCCUUUUUAGGGUACAAUUUCAGGCAGCGUGGCAGGAGUGUGGCCAGGGCUGAGAUCUGCCCACAGAAAACUUCAGAGCUGGGUGUGGAAGGGAAGGCAUGGUGGCACUGAAUAGUGAUCUUAGGACCCACUUCAGGUCCCUGUGAUCAGCCCCAGUGAUGAGGCUGUCCUCACUGCCUGACACAUUUCCCUGUGGUGCAGACAUGCCUUGCCCUUUUUGGCGUCUGGAUUAUUCAUGCUGCUCCACAUAGCUGUGUUGCCACAGGCUGCAUCUGCCCUUGGAGGCUUGGCUCCAGGCUCCUCUCCCAGGAAGCCUCAUUGGGCUGCUCUGCCUUGCCAGUCAUACUACCUGGUGGGCUACGUGGCAAAUUUGUGAAAGUGAAGCCAAUUGCACAGCAGUGGAUUCUCGAAUAAGGUGGGUCCUCUCAGGUCCUUCCCAGCAAUAAAAUCGGGGAUUCUCACAAAAAUCAGCCUGGUGUGGUGGGGUGUGCCCAUAAUCCCAGCUACUUGGGAGGCUGAAGCAGGAGAAUCGCUUGAACCGGGAGGCAGAGGUUGCAGUGAGCCAAGAUCGCACCACUGCACUCCAACCUGGGUGACAGAGCAAGACUCUGUCUAAAAUCGGGGAUUCUGAGGGCAAAGGAAAUUGCCCCAACCACCACAUAGGCAUAGCAGCAAAUUCCUCAUCACUCCAGUGCUGGAAUUACGGGUCUCCCAAAUGAGGUGCCCAGAUGAGGCUGUCAGUAGCCAAAGUGGGCCAGUGGAGUGGAGUGUUCCCUCCCACAGGCCUCAGGAUGGGAUGGCUUCAGCAAGAUGGGCACCCACCACGCACGGUCCAGCCCCACAGUCAGAGGGCAGGGGCUUGCUUUGGUGCUGAACUUGACCUCAUCUUAGGGAGCUCUCCCACCAGCUAAAGAGCUGUGAUGAUGGCAGAGCCCUGAGUUGCGCCACAGACAGGUUUCUGGCCAAAACAGCAAGAACAGAUUUUCUGAUUUCAUGCUCGGGUACCUUCAUUCUUCACUCAAAUCCCAGGGAGUCUGGGCAUAAGGCUGGCCCUAGUUUGGCAAAGGUUUUGCAGUUUCUUGGAAAAAAGUACGAAAUAAACAAAGGUACACCUAACAUGUGCUUUAGAGGGCAAAGUUGGAGCCAGAAUCCCAAAUGCCCAGAAUCCAGAGGAAUGGCUUUGUGUUUGCUUUGAAACACACACUUGUCAAAAAUGCUCUAUACACAGCAGGGAUCAAAACACUACCACCCUAGACCAACUCCAGCCCACCAACUACGUUUGUAAAUAAAGUUUUAUUGGAACACAGCCCCACUCAUGUAUUUACCUUGGCCAUUUUCAUGCUACAACAGAGUCGAGUAGUUGGGACAGAGACCAUUUGGCCCGCUGUGGGGACAAGAGUGACUUUUUUUUAAAUGCUAAUCCCCAGCUGGGCAUGG
Piliocolobus tephrosceles (Ugandan red Colobus) is the source of this 5593-nucleotide messenger RNA. RefSeq names its product EFR3 homolog B (gene EFR3B). The record is from RefSeq and is a predicted model, not a curated record. The coding region runs from base 208 to 2661 and encodes 817 amino acids. Gene Ontology annotation, cellular component: plasma membrane. The transcript has 23 exons. Gene Ontology annotation, biological process: protein localization to plasma membrane. NCBI's taxonomy places the organism in Eukaryota, Metazoa, Chordata, Mammalia, Primates, Cercopithecidae.